Vigna angularis (adzuki bean) is the source of this 270-nucleotide messenger RNA. Its product is annotated as putative ripening-related protein 2. The record is from RefSeq and is a predicted model, not a curated record. NCBI's taxonomy places the organism in Eukaryota, Viridiplantae, Streptophyta, Magnoliopsida, Fabales, Fabaceae. Bases 1 to 270 code for a protein of 89 amino acids. The transcript has a single exon.
AUGGCAAAUAUCGUUGCGUUCGUGAUUUUGUUUUGCCUAGUGAAUGUGACAACACUUCUCACGUACGCAGCUUCAUGCAGAUCCAACGGCGCUCAUUCCCCCGAGAUCAAUCCCUCUGGAACGCCUGCCAUUCUCAUUCUCAACGACUUCGGUCGCGACGGAGACGGAGGCGGCGCCUCCGAGUGCGACGGCAAGUUCCAUCCGUUGCCGCAGAGAGUGGUGGCGCUGUCCACCGUAUGGUACAGCAACGGCGCACGGUGCGGGAAAUGA